This is a messenger RNA of Thyridium curvatum, 993 nucleotides long. RefSeq lists its product as uncharacterized. The record is from RefSeq and is a predicted model, not a curated record. Bases 1 to 993 code for a protein of 330 amino acids. The transcript has 5 exons. Gene Ontology annotation, molecular function: oxidoreductase activity. Lineage: Eukaryota; Fungi; Ascomycota; Sordariomycetes; Thyridiales; Thyridiaceae.
AUGUCUGAAGACCGAGUGACGGGCCACGAGCGCAUCGACUACGAUUUUGUGCACGAGAAGCUAAGCUACGACGCAGGAGUCUACUAUCAGCCUUGUGUCAAGGUCUCUCUCUACUUCAAGAAACUGCCCAACGUCUCCUGGGAGCACUUUUCCAAGCAUUGGGCCACAGUACAUGCAGACAUCACUGUUUCGUCAGAAACAUUCAAGGAGCACGGUUGUCUGCGCUAUGUACAGCAUCACCAAAGUGCCGAAGACAAGGAAUGGGUGAAGAAAUGCGGCCAUAGCCUUCUCGAUUAUGACGGCUGCACCUCGCUCUGGUUCAAAACCUGGGAAGCCUACUAUGGUUUCCUGCACAGCCCCGGUUAUAAAAAGAUCGGCCCUGACUGCGCAUACUUUCUCGACACAUCCACCAUCGUUGUUUUUGCAGGGGCUCACCUCGACAUCAUCAAACCAGCAUUAUCAGAUCAACCCAUCAAUGGAGCCAUGAGCUCUAUCUUCGGAGAUCAGUCUUCAGCUCCUCAGCCUGAAGCUGCAAAUGAGCCGGCUCCGGCUCCCUGCUCAGGUGUACAGAAUUCAAUCUUCGGAGAGGGACCUUCUCCUGCUGAGCCCAAGCCCAAGAAUAAACCAGCCCCAGUCCUCACAACAAACAAGGCUACGGCCGAGCCCCGACCCGACAAGUUCAACUUUAACAACGAGCCCUUCAUCCUCAAUCUAUUCUGUCACCUUAGAAAUGACGAUGUCAAUCUCAUCAUCAGACGCAACCAGGGGGGCACCGCGAACAAGACCAUCAAGUCAGCCAGGAACAGGCUGCGACUUUCUGAGACCUGUUACUGGCUUGAUCUCAACCUGAAGCCACCACAGCCCGCUCCAGUCGAGGAAGUCGUGGCCGCUUGUAUUUUGGAGGCGAUCAGUGUGCCCAAGGCAAAGCAUGAGAUUGAGAACCUCAUCCAAACCAGUGCCCUUCGCUUCCUCUUACAGCCCCUCCUGAGCUGA